CUGUCGCCGGUAAGUGAGUCCCCUUUGUCUGGGGUGACCGUCCACCCGUGAAGGGUGAAUGUUGUCCUUGGGAUGAGCCUAUUUAUACUUAGUGUAUCGCCUUUCUAUCAAGGCUGCCGUUCUAUACCAUGCAUGCGUAGGCUGCAAUUUAAACCGGAGAGCCUGUUUACACAUUUUAACGUGUUCAUACGACCAAGAAAUAAACCCAACUUUGAUUGUUUUUGAUUUGGAUCUUGUCCAUGAAAUUUGCCCAGUAUGGACAUGUACUAUUGAUUAAAUGCUAAAAGUCAAUAAAACGUGCAGAAAUUACGGAAUAAUGUGCAUUUCAUAAAAUGUCUCAUACCAGUGUUCAAUCUGCGACUAGCGCCGGGGAGCCAAAGCGGAGCAUAUAUAUUCCUUUCAAACAGUUUUCAGGGAAUGGUGUGAUAUAACUCGGCAGUAUUAUGUGUUGACGACGCCAGAACGCUUUAACUGUUUGCUCGUGUGAUUUAACGUGGAAAGAUGGAUAACGACAGGUGGUCAUUUGUGGGAUUUUUAAUCCUUUCUCUCCUCCUAACAUACCAAUGCCAGAGUGUGUUUAACUGGAUUAAAGGUGACAACCACUCCAAAGUUCAAAAUCAGAUUGAUCUAAUUGAGAACUCGAACUGUCGGGCUAAGUCAAAGGCAGAUCUUACCCUACCAAGGAAUACGGUUUCUCAAAUUCCGAAAUUCAAUGAACUUCGCAGUAAGAUUUAUUACAAAAACAGAACAUCUUUAGUUCAAAUGCACAAUAUGGCGCUGAAUCGGGCUAUGUUUUAUAGUUAUAUUAUGCAGAAGUUGAACAGUUCCGAGUCAUUUCUCAUCCAACCAAACUGGUUACAAAUUGGCAUGUCGGUUACUGCGGAUAUGAAUGGAAACAAGGAUAUUUUCAACGGUAGUAUGGUAGCGUUUGAUAAUAACUGCUACUAUCCGAAUUGGAUGACGAAUUUAAAUUUCAACAACACCCUUCCCCUGUUUGCCGCCAAAUCCUGGCGAGCAGACGAUACGUUUGACAUGGGUGUCUUCUUAAGAGAGCCAACCGGGAGGACGAACGUUGUUAAGGAUCUUGGUUCCGGAGCGAAUAUGAACUAUACAAAUGAAGCAUUUAAGAUGAGUCCGUGGUAUAAAUUCUGGCUUCCGGAUUUGAAAUCAGACGAAGAUUCCACCCUUAAAUUCACAUAUUCCGUAAAAAUAAAAUAUUCCAAUGUUACGGGGAAAUUCAUUCAUGACGAAUUUGAGACAACCAACUUUUUCGGUCCAAAUUCUCCAGGCCAAAGCGACAAGGACGAGAGGCUGCUUCCUGUACGGUUCACUGAUCCAUAUUUUGACUGCGGAAAUUCCAACUACUGGGUCUUAUCUGCGGCAGCGCCGAUUGUAGACUACAUGCCGAGAUAUUCAAAUUUCACUCACCUUCGGAGGCCAAGAUUCGUUGGAGUGGUUACCAUGGACAUGCAUUUCCAGGAAAUUGAUUAUAACUCAUGCCCAGCGUCUAUCGGAAAUCCUGGCCCAUGCCAUCUGUGUGGCGUUGCCAGAUGCAAAACAGUCACUACUGGGUGCAAACAUAAAAGUGGGCGCGGCUUUAGACGAGGGUCGUACAUCUGUCAAUGUAAGUCGGGACAUCACUACCCCUGGGAUGUGAAAGGACCUUACCUCGGCACAGAUCUAGAGAAAGCUACCGAGGAAGAGUACAUCCACAGUUACGAAUGUAUACGUACUGACUUCCUGAGAGUUCCCCCUGUGGUGGAGAAUACUGAGCCGGUUUCCUUUGAGGGUGGAAGCUCUGGAAAAUUCCAAACCGAGGGCAUCCAACGACGGGCUCUGAAAUCGGUGGUAGAUGGACGAGAAUCCCUCGAGAGAGUACGAGUGCGCAGAGAUGAAAACGAAGAAAAAGAAAAGAAAAAGAAACGACGGAAACGUUCCACCAACUUUGACGAAGUAGCCAUUGACAAAAUGAUGAAGAUUUUUAAGAAGAAGGCAGCAGUGACGAAAGAUAAUUGUCACACCAUGUCUCCGUCAGCCUUGGAGCUUCCUGGAUCUGUGGCAUAUGGCGCCGACAAGCAGUUCGAAAUGCAGGCAAGAAUGGCGCUAAGAAUCUCCCACUUUAUCAGCAACUUCAUGCAAAACACCGCACCGGACGAAAAUUUUGGAUACAUGAAGGGAGGUGGUAGACUUCACUACGAGCAUUUGUUCGGUGAAGUCAUCGCAAACGUCAUGUCCGAUUUCAAAAUAGUCUCAAGCGGUAUAUUCUAUGAGCCGUACGUGUUCGAGGACAUAAAUGGCAAAUCUCGGGAGUUCUUUGGCCCCCUAGCGUACAAGGCAGACGGCAAUUAUUACGCCAUAGACACAGCUGGUUUGAAGGAGCGUUAUACGGACGCUGAUUGGUAUCGCGUCAUAAAAGAACGAUGGCAGACAAACACUAAGGGAGUACUGAAAUACAGGAUGAAGAAUCUGAUCCGGUCCGAUAUCAACGGUACAAGUACCAUCAAACAUGAACAUUAUCCCAUGGGUUACUGGGCUCCCAGUGUAGGGGACGGGUACUGGACGCGUCCAGUAUUUAAGUGUGACGGACGAGUCGACGAUUGGGUAGUCACGUACGUCGUACCCUUCAUCGGCAAGAACGGCAUUAAGAAGACGCUACAUUUCAAGGGUAUGGUGACUGUUGACGUGCCUCUGGAUUAUCUAGACAUCAACCAGUGUACCCAGCCCUUUGCCAUUGCCAACGCCUUCAAGAACACUGCAAGAUGUGACUACCGUACACAGACUUGCUCCCAGAUUUCUGGAUACAAGUUUACGAGGGGAAACUACAAAUGCGCGUGCAAGAGAGGCUUCGAGUACCCAUUCAAGGACGGACGUGAAUGGGUCCAGGGUUCUCUCAUUGAGCUCGAGUACCAGAAAAAGCAGCAGGGACUCUUCAAUUUGUAUGACGCAAUGAGGUGCAGGGUGUCCGGAGCCAGUGGCGUUUCCUACUCUGUCUUGACCAUUGCCUUCCUUAUCGUCGUCUCCGCUGCCAACAUGGUCGGGCUACUUUAACGUGUGGUCAAGCUCUUCUAUCACGUUAUGGAGUUUUUCCAGCAAAAGCAUGUGAUCAGCCCUCUUCUAUCAAAUGGAUGUACUUUUCUAACACGUGAUUGGAUUCUUCUAUCACGUGACUGGGCCCAUAUAUCACGUGAUUUAUCCUUCUUAUUAUAACGCGCAAACGGUGCUAGUUUAACCAAUCACAGACAUAAUCUGGUCAACAAACAAAUGGAAGAAAAAUCAAAAUUAUUUGAAAUGAAUUACACGAAAAGUAUAUUAAAAUUGACAAAGUAAGUGCAUUGUUUUAUGCAAAAAGACAUAUCUAGGUGUAUUAUCAAAUAUAUAUUUUGUGCAAAUAUAUGUUUUAGAAAUGUAAUUAUGGCUUUUGUAUUUCUUUAAUAAUGUGUUGUUCAAACAAAAUGGUAUAUUGUGGAAAUUAAGAUCAAAUGUGUUUUAAAUAACUCAUAUUAUUAGACAUGACAAGAUUAUGUAAAAACCGAAGCAAACGUGUCACAGCUAGCAUAUAUUGUAAAAAGACAGAUCAAGUGUGCGAGUGAGGGAGCAUGUCAAUAUAAUGUAUCAUAAUAAACACAUCAUCUUGUUUUGUUCACUGUAAAUAUACAUAUCACAUAUAGUGCAAAAUUGAAACUAUUGCAAAUGUGCGAAAUAUGUGGGUUCUACGAGAAAAACAAUUUCACCCAAUAAUAUUAUUUGAAGGAACCUUUUGUAGUUUAUAGUGCUUAAAUGUGAUCACCUGUAUAUAUCUCAUUACUUGUUUUAUCCAUACGAUGUUACCUGAGAGUGUGUACUUUUGUAUUGUAAUUGUUUUUAAAUUGAUCUCAGUGUUAGAAGACGAGAGGUCGGCAAAUAUAUUUUUAUAUAUUAAUAAAAGAUGUAUUUAUAAAAGAGAAGUCCAUGCUAUUGGCGCCAUAUUCAGCAAUCAUUACCAAGGCCAGAUAAUGUUUCAUCUUUGUAUAAUUUUAAUGUUAAUCAUCAAUACCCGAUCGAAUCGGGAACCGUCGGUACCUUCCGUAAACGAGUUCGGAAAGAGCCGACGGUCCCCGAUUGCAUCAAUACCCUCAACUAUCGAUCGCAACUUCUCGGCCAAUUCCGGCUAAGCGCGGAAUCAUUCCUAGCCGGAAUUAGCCGAGAAGUUGCGAUUGCCUCAACUAUAAGCACACCAACGUCAGCAAGAACCGUUAAGGAUCCCCGUACCACUGCCAAAGCACAUGUGACUGCAUAUUGGAAACGUUUUAUUGACAUGACUAUACUUUUGAUAAAUCAUUUCUGAAAUGAAUAGCUUUCAUUGCGGGGCUGUUAUGCAAAAUCCAUGAAGAUAAAAACAGGGUUCUGAUUUUAAACAAGAACCCUGGACGCAGAUCAGUACAACUAUCGCUGAAACCAACUGCAUAUAUAUACUAGUAAGCUGCCUGGUCAACAGAGGCAGCAUGUGUCAGUUAACCAUUUUACAACUGUAGACCAUAAUGGACACAUCCGUAUCAAUGCAUGGUAGAGUCUACUAAAGUUACUUAGGGGUGAAAGGGUUAAUUACGCUAUAGUCAAAUAUCGGAACGAAAUUAAGGGGAGAUAAUUAUUUUUUCGCAAUUCUUCAUGAUAUGUAGCGAGACUUAGUUUUCAAACGAAAUUAUUGUUCUCUCGUUAAGGUUGAAUAAUAAAUGUAUCACAUGAUCAAUAUACCUGGGAGAUUGAUACUGCAUCGUUGAUUUUCAAAGAUCCAAUCAUAUGUUAAGACGAAGCCAAUUCCCCAAAAAUCCUGACACCACGAUACAUUUUUGUCUAUUUUUUACUUCAUCCCGUUACAAAUAUUAACACCACAGUAUUUUGUGCUAUUCAAGAAACAUAAAUGCUUUACAUUAUUGAUAUAAUUAUAUGGAUUUAUCCACAAAAUUUACCGAUGAUACAGCAAUACGUCUGCCAUAACCUUCGUGUGCUAUACCAUGCUCAAGGCAUGUUCAAUCUAGCGUAAACAUUGAUCAUCACUGUAGUAAGCAAUUUCAUUGAUCGUGAGAGAACGCGUGACACAUUAUGUUGACCCCAUGACCUUCAAAUACAUAUAUAUAUAAUAGCAAGUCAACAAUUACAGGACAUGGAAGGCCGCGACGGCAAAAAAAGAGGUCUUCCGAAAGGAAAGGUUUUCGUUCUGGUUUUACAGUUUAGUGAGGAAAAAACCGUUCAGUGGGUUAUGGUAGAAAGAAAUUAUAAUGAUAGUUGUUAAUCCUAUUAUCUAGCUCUCGUUAUUUAACGUACAACAUUCAAAAAUAAACCUUGUGACUUUCUGCAAUUUGAAAGUUAUACAGAAUUAGAUAAAUACGAUAAACAAUCGUCACACGAUUUUUUUUUUAAUUGUCUAUACAUAGAACUCAUUUUGCCAUUCAUGACUACAUUACGCAUACGAAUCUUUGAAAAUAAAACAUUUAUUAA
Molecule: messenger RNA, 5475 nt
Organism: Mizuhopecten yessoensis (Yesso scallop)
Lineage: Eukaryota; Metazoa; Mollusca; Bivalvia; Pectinida; Pectinidae
Exons: 8
Coding region: 502-3048 (848 amino acids)
Source: RefSeq, a predicted model, not a curated record